Penicillium maclennaniae is the source of this 228-nucleotide messenger RNA. RefSeq lists its product as uncharacterized. NCBI's taxonomy places the organism in Eukaryota, Fungi, Ascomycota, Eurotiomycetes, Eurotiales, Aspergillaceae. Bases 1 to 228 code for a protein of 75 amino acids. The transcript is spliced from 2 exons. The record is from RefSeq and is a predicted model, not a curated record.
AUGGCGAUUGAGCAGUAUGUUCUAUCGGAUGCCCUGGAGGUACCUGAGAUUAAGACGAGGCUGAUCGCCGAGCCUCAGCAGAAGAUGACGGAGAAGCAGGGAAUAAUGAUGGGUUUGAGGAGAAAAGCUUCGAGGUUCUUGAAGGGUACAGAUAUAGCCAAGCUGCAGAUUGCUAAAUCUGCUAAGGUGGCGCUCUAUGGUGAAGCUGAAACGAAGUUCGAGCUUUAA